Molecule: messenger RNA, 882 nt
Organism: Penicillium atrosanguineum
Lineage: Eukaryota; Fungi; Ascomycota; Eurotiomycetes; Eurotiales; Aspergillaceae
Exons: 2
Coding region: 1-882 (293 amino acids)
Biological process (GO): protein phosphorylation; mitotic DNA damage checkpoint signaling
Cellular component (GO): cytoplasm; nucleus
Molecular function (GO): ATP binding; protein serine/threonine kinase activity
Source: RefSeq, a predicted model, not a curated record
AUGGAGGUACCGGAAAUAGACGAUGUAACAAUGGCAGAGUGGGAUCUGAGCACAAAAAGGCUCACAUGGGAAUGCUUUACGUUGGUGAUGGGGACGCAAAUUGCAGGAGCGGCUGCGGCAAUUAAUAAGGCCACACUCGAUCCAUACCCUGAUUCGACUGUUGUCACCAAACGAAGCUCUGCCGACGCAAACCAGGUUAUUUAUGGAGCCAGUCUUCAGAAGAAAUGCAGUAGCAACAUAAACGUGCUUCCUGUGAUUGACUACGUUUACUCGGAAGGCAGACGGAAUUACGGAUGGUCGAUCAUGCCCUACGUCUCCGAAGGCUCCCUGGAGGCCAACUUCGGUUCCUACUCGGACCAGAGCUCGGUGAAUACUGCAUUUAAGCAGAUGCUUAAUGCGGUCGCUGGGGUGCAAAGCGAAGGCAUCAUCCAUCGUGACCUCAAGCCCGAGAAUUUUCUGAAGGACGGUGAUACCUUAAAGCUCAUGGAUUUCGAUCAGUCAAGAGAGACCUCCUCUUCCAACCAAUUUGAUGUUGGCACGCCAUCCUACAUCGCCCCAGAAAUUAUCGCCAUGAAGACGGAUACAGGCAUAAUGUAUGACUACAAGGUGGACACAUUCUCGAUCGCGAUGAGCUUUAUCGUCAUGUCAGUCUCAGAGCUCAGGGAUGCGACCACUCGCUUCCAGCUGUGGAAAGAUCUCAUUGAGCCUGACGGUACUCUGUGGCCUUCAGCAGAUACCGUGGCAAAACUUCUGAAGGCUAGAAACUAUGCAGUCUUUAGUGGUAACGAUGAUCUUCUCAACGUGCUCGCGAAGGCUCUGUGCAAGCCAAGCGAACGCUACGACCCACAAGGCUUCAAGGCGGCUUUCGCUGGAGUGGCCUAA